UGUUCAAGAUUCUGAUUCUCUUGGCUUGGAGAUUCUCAGGUCCAUCAACGUUUGGAGUUUGGGAGUUUUCUUCCUUGGCGAGGAGAUUGCCCACAAAUCAAGCAGCAACGAAGAUGCAGCAAGAUAAAAACAACAGCCUUAGCAAAGUCUACUUGACAGUCCCCACCAAAAAGAAAAAGAAGAAAGUGUAAAAGAAAGAAAGCAACUAUCCGGAAGACCAACAAUGGUUUUGGUGACUCCCGAGGCCCGGAAGGCCGUCUUGGAGACGAUGGGUUGCGACCAUAUUCGUGUCGCCGUCGUGGGUAAUGUUGAUGCCGGUAAAUCCACCAUGAUCGGCACAAUCAAGACAUCGACGCUAGAUGAUGGUCGUGGUGCCAGCCGUUCCAAGAUUAUGAAGCACCAGCACGAGAUCGAGACGGGAAGGACGUCUUGUAUUUCUCAGCACCUUGUUGGUUUAAGUGCCGACGGAGAAGUAGUGGCAAGCACCAACAACGAAUCCGAGAUUGCCCAGCAGUCAGCCCGUGUGGUUUCCUUGAUGGAUCUUGCUGGUCACGAGAAGUAUUUCAAGACGACUGUCCGUGGUUUGUCCAUGGGUAUGGCUGAUUAUGCCGUGUUGAUGAUAAACUCGGCACAGCCUCCAACCGUCAUGACCAUGCACCACCUCCGUUUGUGCGCUGCCUGCGGUAUCCCCGUCAUUAUUGUCAUGACCAAGGUCGAUUCCUGCCCCAGCCAGGUGUUGCAGCAUUCCAAGAGGAAGAUUGUCGAUAUCCUCCGUUCGAAGGAAUUCAACAAGCGUCAAUAUGCAAUCAAGAGCGAGAAGGAUGUUGAGACUGUCCAGGACAAGCUCCAUUCCUUGACGCCCAUGUUGAGCGUUUCUUUUGUGGCCGGUGAGGGCGUGGACCUCUUGAAGAGCUUGCUCUUUGCCUUGCCCAAGCGUCGUCACCACGAGCGAAAGAUACAGCGUCCCUUUGAGUUCUUGAUUGAAGAAGUCUUCCACGUCAAGGGUAUCGGUUGCGUCCUUUCUGGUUUUGUCAAUGCCGGAGAGUACCGCAAGGGAGAGCCCCUUUACGUUGGUCCCAUGAAGGACGGCUCCUACGCCAAAGUGACGGUCCGUUCCAUGCACGUGGCACAGACCGAUGUGGACUACACCUACGCCGGUCACUCUGCUUGCUUUGCCAUUUCGGGUUUGACCAAGACGCAGCGAACCCGCCUCAACCGUCGCAAGGGUUUUGUGUGCGUGACCGAAAAAACAGUGGCGGCAGUUCGCACCUUGACGGCCGAUUUGGUCAUGCUCCGUGGUGAGCCCGUGACCAUGACCAAGGGCCAGUUCCGUGCGACGGCUCACGUGUUGAAUGUCAAGGCUUGUGUGAAGGUCUCCGAGAUUAUCUCGUCCUCAUCGACUGUUGGAAAUGGUUCCUUGGUGGUGUUGCGUCCUGGUGACCGUGCGCGUGUCCAGUUUCAGGUGGUGGGUCCUCCAGUGUACGUCCGCAAGGGUAUGCGUAUCAUCUUGCGUGAUGGUCACGUCCGUGCCGUGGGUACCAUUUUGGAGACUGGAGCUGGUCGAUGAUAACGAUUCAAUUCCUCGUGCAGUACCGGGCCCGAUGAUAUUCAUGAAAGCAACCUCAUGGAAGCAAACGCGACGAGAUAGUGAUAUUAUAUGUUUUUUAAAGAGAAAAGUGUUAUUGUGCG
This is a messenger RNA of Seminavis robusta, 1689 nucleotides long. The record is from the annotation of a GenBank genome assembly. Lineage: Eukaryota; Bacillariophyta; Bacillariophyceae; Naviculales; Naviculaceae.